UGCCGCUAUUGGCCAAUGCGGUGCGGAGCUACAGCCAGAGAUCCAUUACAGCCGACUGCAGCCUGAUUUCUCAAUCACACAGUGCAGAUCGCAGAGAAAACAACCCGAGAAACGCGCACACAGCCUUGCUGCUCAGAGAAAGCCUCCCUCUGGACUCUGAUGUUCAAUUAGCCUGAACAAUUGAAUCCAUUUUCUCUUCAUUAUCUGGGAUAUUUACCAUAUAUCUGGAUUUAUAAGCACUUUUUGUACAGAAUAAAGAAAAGAGCGUACGUGAAAAUGCAUGGGAUGGAAACCAGGCACAGACUGAGCGGCCGGGCAGUCAGACAGCAGGUACUGUUGUUUCCCUUCUUAUUCUCUUUGUUCUGCCGGGCGGUCUCGGAGCAGAUUCGUUAUUCGAUUCCGGAGGAAAUGGCCAAAGGUUCCCUUGUGGGGAAGCUCGCCAACGAUUUGGGGUUGAGUAUCCGAGAGCUUCCGCAGCGAAAGCUCCGUGUCAAUUCGGAAAAGCAAUACUUCAGUGUGAAUGGGGAAAAUGGCAACCUGUAUGUGAAUGGCAGGGUAGACCGGGAGGAGAUAUGCGGGGAAACACCCCUUUGUGUCCUGACACUCGAAACGGUGGUGGAAAAUCCUUUGAAUGUUUUCCAUGUGAAUGUAGCAAUCCAGGACAUUAAUGAUAACGCCCCGCGGUUCAAGACAAACAACAUUGAUUUAGCAAUUAUUGAAUCCGCACUACCUGGUGUGCGAUUUCCACUAGAAUCUGCUCAAGAUCCAGACGUUGGGGUCAACUCACUGAAGAGUUACCAACUCAGCAAGAACCCGCAUUUUAUCCUGUCAGUAAACGAGAGUCCAGAUGAAAACAAAUAUGCUGAGUUAAUUUUGGAAAAAUCUUUGGAUCGGGAAAAGCAAAACUCUCAUCACUUGAUCCUGACGGCUGUGGAUGGGGGAGAUCCAGUCAGAACUGGGACGGUUCAGAUUAGGAUUAAUGUCACUGAUACCAAUGACAAUCGCCCCGAAUUUACUGAAGAGAUCUACAAAGUAAGCCUGAGAGAAAAUCUACCAAAUGGCUCCUUAGUGGUUCAGGUGAAAGCCACGGAUCAGGAUGAAGGGUUAAAUGGCCAAAUCACAUACAUUUUUAGCAACAUUAAAGAAAAUGCUCGUAAAUUAUUUCAUUUAGAUCCUGUGAAUGGAAGAAUUACAAAUACGGGGAUUCUGGAUUUUGAGAAAACAAAUACAUACACAAUACGUAUAGAGGCCAGAGAUGCGGGAGGACAAUCUGCUCAUUGCAAAGUUCAAAUAGAAAUUCUUGAUGAGAACGACAACGUCCCAGAAGUGACGUUCACAUCUAUAUCCAGUCCCAUUCCAGAAGACUCAGUAGCCGGCACAGUGGCGGCUCUGAUCAAAGCCUAUGACCGAGAUGCCGGUGAAAAUGGAGACGUCACCUGUCAUCUUCAGCACAACUUGCCUUUUAAAAUAGUGUCGUCCUCUAAUAAUUAUUACAAAAUUCUCACAGACAGCACCCUGGACAGGGAAAGGACCCCGGAGUACAAUAUCACAAUCACAGUCACCGACAAAGGCUCUCCCCCCCUCUCCACCCAGAAAACCAUCUUGUUACAAAUCUCGGAUAUCAAUGACAACGCCCCUGUCUUUGAGAAACCUUCCUACACCGCCUAUGUGCCAGAGAACAAUCCCUCGGGGGCCUCUAUUUUCAGUGUAAAAGCCUCAGACCGGGAUCUGGACCGGAACGCCCGACUCACUUACUCAAUCCUGAGCAGCAACCUCGAGGAGCUGCCUCUCUCCUCCUACAUCUCCCCGGGUUACCUGGUCACUAAGGUGGUGGCGGUGGAUGCAGACUCCGGGCAGAACGCCUGGCUCUCCUACCAGCUGCUGAAGGCUACAGAGCCGGGGCUCUUCUCUGUGGGACUCCACAGCGGCGAGAUCAGGACAGCGCGCUACUUUCUCGACAAAGAUGCGCUCAAGCAAAGUCUGGUGGUUUUAGUGAAGGACAACGGGCAGCCCCCUCUCUCUGCCACGGCCACUGUCACGGUGGUGGUGGCUGACAGCAUCCCCGAAAUCCUCUCCGAUUUAAGCAGCCUCUCAGCUCCUACAGACCCCCAGUCCAGCCUCACCUUGUAUUUGGUGAUCGCCGUGGCUUCCGUUUCCUGCUUGUUCUUGACCUUUAUCAUAGUAUUACUGGCCUUGAGGCUCCGCCGGUGGAGAAACUCGCAGCUGUUUGACUCCUCGAGUGUGACUUUCAGUGGAGUUCCGGCUUCGCAGUUUGUGGGGAUCGAUGGAGUCAGAGCUUUUCUUCACUCCUACUCACAUGAGGUUUCUGUAACCACGGACUCCAGAAAGAGCCAAUUUACCCUACCAAAACGGAACUAUUCAAGUACCCUAACAUGUCAGUCAAUUGAUAAAAAAAAGGAAUCCGUCCUCAUGUCGGAGGAUUUGAGUUUGAGCAAUGGGGAUCAGCCACUUUUUCAGAGGCCUAUUGGUGGUUCACAGUUCUGUGUCAGCAACUCUGGCAUACUCACUACACCUAGCACACUGUUGUUAUGA
Molecule: messenger RNA, 2553 nt
Organism: Trachemys scripta elegans
Lineage: Eukaryota; Metazoa; Chordata; Testudines; Emydidae
Product: protocadherin gamma-A4-like
Exons: 3
Coding region: 277-2553 (758 amino acids)
Biological process (GO): homophilic cell-cell adhesion
Cellular component (GO): plasma membrane
Molecular function (GO): calcium ion binding
Source: RefSeq, a predicted model, not a curated record